AUGGAGGAGCAGUACAUCAAGGGGGUUUCGUGCAAUAAAAUGGAAAUGUCUAGUGAAGCUGAACGUGAAACUCAAGCCUAUGCUGGACUCCGUGGCAGUAAACAGAGCCUGGGACCUACAGGCAAAACAGAAAAGCUUCACAACACAAUCGAGAUGCAGACAGCUGCUUCUGUCAGGAAGUGGUUCCGCUCCUACGCCAACGCAGAAUCGCACUCACAAGGAGAGCUGGCAGGCUGUGCGAAGGUGCGGACGCCCUCCCUCCCGGCGGCGGGUGUGGGCAGGCCGCAAAGGUUUGCGGGCGCCAUGCAGAUGCUGGGCUACUGCCCGGAGCUGUCCUACAACAUGGCGCUGUGCUGCUACGCGGCCAGGCAGUACGCCCCUGCCCUCAAGCACAUCUCCGAUAUCAUUGAGCGCGGCAUCCACCAGCACCCGGAGCUCAGUGUGGGCAUGACCACGGAGGGCAUUGACGUCCGCAGCGUCGGCAACACGCUGCUCCUGCACCGCACGGCCCUGGUGGAGGCCUUCAACCUCAAGGCGGCCAUUGAGUACCAGCUGCGCAACCUGCAGGCGGCCCAGGAGGCACUCACGAACAUGCCGCCGAGGGCGGAGGAGGAGCUGGACCCAGUCACGCUGCACAACCAAGCGCUGAUGAACAUGGACAGCCAGCCCACUGAAGGGUUUGAGAAACUGCAGUUUCUUCUGCUGCAGAACCCUUGUCCACCAGAAACUUUUGGAAACUUGCUGCUCCUCUAUUGCAAGCACCAGUACUACGACCUGGCAGCUGAUGUGCUGGCAGAGAACGCCCAUCUGACCUACAAACUGCUCACACCUUACUUGUACAACUUCUUGGAUGCCGUUAUUACUUGUCAAACUGCCCCUGAGGAGGCCUUUCACAAGCUAGGGUUUCGCAAGCAGGUGCAGGAAGCUAGGCAAAACUGGGAUGAUGAAGCUGUAAAAAAGGCAGUUAAUGAGUACGAUGAGACUCUAGAUAAAUACGUACCUGUCUUGAUGGCCCAGGCAAAGAUCUACUGGGACAUGAAGAACUACGCAGUGGUAGAAAAGAUUUUCCGCAAAUCGGUGGAGUUCUGUAACGACCAUGAGGUGUGGAAGCUCAAUGUGGCUCACGUGCUCUUCAUGCAGGAGAACAAGUAUAAAGAAGCUAUUAGCUUAUACGAGCCAAUAGUUAAAAAGCACUAUGAUGACAUUCUCCAGGUCAGUGCCAUCGUGUUAGCUAACCUCUGCGUUUCCUACAUCCUGACAAGCCAGAAUGAAGAUGCGGAGGAACUGAUGAGGAAGAUCGAGAAGGGAGAAGAGCAGCUGUCCUAUGAAAAUCCUGAUAAAAACACCUACCAUCUUUGCAUUGUCAAUCUAGUCAUUGGUACCCUCUACUGUGUGAAGGGAAACUACGACUUUGGUAUUUCAAGGGUCAUUAAAAGCCUGGAGCCAUAUAACAAAAAACUGAGCACUGAUACAUGGUAUUACGCCAAACGAUGUUUCCUCUCCUUGCUGGAGAACAUGUCCAAGCACAUGAUCAUGCUACGUGACAACGUUAUUCAAGAGUGCAUCCAGUUUCUGAAGCAGUGUGAGCUGUAUGGAAGAAACAUCCCAGCUGUCAUUGAGCAGCCCCUUGAAGAGAAGAGGAUGCACAGUGGGAAAAAUACAGUUACCUACGAAGCCAGGCUUUUGAGGGCGCUGAUGUAUAAGAUCAUUGGGUGGACUGCGUGAAUGGUGUCCCCAUACAGGAGGAAUGAGAACUUUGUGUCUGUUCUUUUCUUACGCUUGUGAGGCGAUGCUCGCCCUGGUAGUCCAAGUGGCGUGGGUUUUUCUCGACUGCUUACCUUUAAAGGAUUUUGUCCUGUGUUUUAACAACAUUCAGUGGAAAAUAGAAUAUUUG
Opisthocomus hoazin is the source of this 1894-nucleotide messenger RNA. RefSeq names its product intraflagellar transport 70B (gene IFT70B). Gene Ontology annotation, biological process: intraciliary transport. The record is from RefSeq and is a predicted model, not a curated record. NCBI's taxonomy places the organism in Eukaryota, Metazoa, Chordata, Aves, Opisthocomiformes, Opisthocomidae. Gene Ontology annotation, molecular function: intraciliary transport particle B binding; protein binding. Gene Ontology annotation, cellular component: axonemal microtubule; intraciliary transport particle B.